This is a messenger RNA of Carassius gibelio (silver crucian carp), 525 nucleotides long. RefSeq names its product cytochrome c oxidase subunit 8B, mitochondrial. The transcript has 2 exons. Gene Ontology annotation, biological process: mitochondrial electron transport, cytochrome c to oxygen. The record is from RefSeq and is a predicted model, not a curated record. Lineage: Eukaryota; Metazoa; Chordata; Actinopteri; Cypriniformes; Cyprinidae. Bases 24 to 248 code for a protein of 74 amino acids. Gene Ontology annotation, cellular component: mitochondrion.
ACAUUCGUUUUCAGAGGAUCAAGAUGUCUGGACUUCUGCGGGGAAUUGCUCGUGUCCGCGCCGCCCCGGUUCUGCGGGGAUCAGCCAUCCCCCAGCGAGCCAACAUCACCACGCGCCCCGCCAAAGAUGCAUUCGGGCCCGUUGAGACAAUAGUUGGUCUGACCAUGUUUUCUCUUACCAUCCUGGGACCAUCUGGAUGGGUUCUGGCCAACCUGGAAAACUACAAAAAGAAGGAUGCUGCUGAGUGAUCCACUUGUCAUGGACUGAACGCAGUUUGUCUGGUUUUAUUGCUUUUAACAUGUCGGGACCACCAUCUCACAGACCUCCAGCUUACCUAAUCAUCAGUCUCCUUUGAGCCACCCUGCUACCUCUCCAUGUGACCAUUUACUGUCCUCCAGACACUCUUUACACUGAGCUGUUUGCUCCCUCUUACCAACUGUGUGAUGAUAACGUAAUCAUGGGUGAUUCAGUUCUCCUUACCUGGAGCUGUUACUGUUGAAAUAAACCAUUAUUUAAAUCUUAAAA